GUGCACGCCAUACCUCAUGCUGCGAUAAAAGAGCUGGAGCGAAUAUCAUACUUGUGCUUGUAGAUACCUGGUAGAAUCUACUAGAGUAAUAACAUCAAAGGAAUACCUAGUAUAUUCACGUGGUGUAUAGAUUUCAUGCGUCAAUCGUAUUAAAUAUGCGUUCCCCUGUCUCAGCUCUAUCUUACAAUCGUAUCUAUACGUUCUCGUCCCAUGCUAGGAAAAUAACUUUUCCCUUCCAAACCCCAAAAUGUCCAGCAAAGUAUCGAUAUUUCUCGGGAACCCGCAUCAAGUCCAGACAGGCUGCUGACGACCCCAAUUUCACAUCUAUAAUAGACAAUCCUCCGAAUCUAGUUCGCACAGGAAGAAGGCAUGGGCCUGGCCUUAUUAUUCUAGCUUUAAUUCCUCUAACGGCUUUUGCCUUGGGGACGUGGCAAGUCCAACGUCUGGAUUGGAAAUCAAAGCUCAUUGCAAAGUUUGAGGAUCGCCUCGUUCGUGAUCCUUUACCACUUCCCCCACACAUUGAUCCUUCAGCAAUAAAAGAAUUCGAUUACAGAAGAAUUUUUGCAACUGGUCACUUUAGACACGAUCAAGAAAUGUUGAUUGGCCCUCGAUUGCACGAUGGGAAAGAUGGUUAUCUCGUCAUCACUCCUUUGGAGCGGGAUGGUGAGGGCACUAGUGUUCUUGUAAACCGGGGUUGGAUCGAGAAGAAAUAUAAGAAGCAAACAAGUAGGCCUGACGGGCUGCCUCAAGGUGAAGUAACGGUCGAGGGAUUGUUGCGCGAACCUUGGAAAAAGAAUUAUUUCACGCCAGAUAAUAGUCCACAGACACAAGAAUUCUACUUUCCUGACGUCGAGCAAAUGGCUAAGUUGACAGGAAGUCAACCUGUUUGGAUUGAAGAGACAAUGGAACCUGAUCUUUUGAUGGCUUGGGAUCGCGCUGCUCGUGGGAUUCCAAUAGGAAGACCGGCAGAAGUCAAUCUCCGAAACAACCACACACAGUACAUAUUUACAUGGUACGCCUUGGCUGCUGCUACGUCAGUUAUGCUGUGGAUGGUUGUGAAGAAACCAUCUGCAGACAUCGCUCGACGAGUUCGUCAAAAUAAAGAAUGGUCUUGAGAAUUGCAUAUUUUUCCUCAUUUUCUGGGUGGUUUUGGUCGUGGCCGAUCUUUCGAGGUCAAGGGGGGGACCAUUCUUACGUCUUGUAGGAGCUCUCUAGGCAAGCGACUUUGUGCAAGUGAAAAUGGCGUUGUUGUAGCAUUGGUUUGGCGUUGUCUGUAAAACACUCAGCAUGUAUCAAGACUUUAGUCAUGUUCAGAUAAAUACCUUCUCAUCAACAUUAAAACAUCACUCUCAUCAAUAGUCUUGCGCCCGGCGUGUUCA
Botrytis cinerea B05.10 is the source of this 1379-nucleotide messenger RNA. RefSeq names its product Bcshy1 (gene Bcshy1). Gene Ontology annotation, cellular component: membrane; mitochondrion. NCBI's taxonomy places the organism in Eukaryota, Fungi, Ascomycota, Leotiomycetes, Helotiales, Sclerotiniaceae. Gene Ontology annotation, biological process: mitochondrial respiratory chain complex IV assembly. The transcript is spliced from 4 exons. The coding region runs from base 156 to 1115 and encodes 319 amino acids. The record is from RefSeq and is a predicted model, not a curated record.